AUGCAGGACCCGGCUGGCGGACUCCCUGGGCAGCUGCUGCCGCACAUGCACCUUGUGUCGCGGUACCGGUAUCCGACAAUGACUGCGCUGCCCACUGAAACCGUUGUCGAAUAUCUCCUAGCUGCGCCAAAGGUUGUCCGAGAAAUGCAGCCCAUGUCAUGGACCUUUCUUGACCCGCCGCCGCCAGAUGGAACGACGCUUCUGACAUGGCAGCCACUUGCUCAUCUCGGCACCAAUUUCGCCAGCGACGGAUACAUCUGGGCUGAUGCCGAACAGGCUUUUACAUUCGAAGCUCGGGGCUAUACCGUCGAGAUGUGGGUGCAGCGAAGUGGCUACAACCCGCCUCGCGAAACACUCGCAACUCACUCUCGUCGUCGUUAUCGCCUCGUACCCCCCAAGGUCCCAAAUCCAAGCAUGCCGAAUCCCGACCCAUCGCUAUGGAUUAUCCACUAUUCACGCGCCGCACAGGGCGAUCACAUCCCAUCCCAGCGAAUUCCGGUUACUCCUCAAGUGCAAACAGGACUUGCCCAACGACGAUUCCUCCAGAGCCAAGGCCAACUUGCUCGCAAAGAGUUUAUGCUUCAUGACCGGAAUAGCUGGCCCACGAUUGCCUUUCCACCUCAGAUGGGCCCUCAAGGCUUCGCGCAACCACAGCCUUAUUACGGAAAUGCAAUUCCUGGCCGUCAACCACAAGGCGCAUACUAUGCCCCGCAGCCUGGUGUCCACGCCGGUCCAACUCCAGUCAAGGCACCCCGUGAUCAUCGACCAUCUGCCGCCUCCGUCGCUGCUGCCACAGCGGAAUUUGCCGCCGAAGACGAAGAGGUUUCUACUGGCGACAUGUUGGAUACGCUCACGCCUCGGGAGAUCAGCAAGAUGCGCUAUCAACAACACCACGAAUGGAUAGAGGAAAUUUUUGCAUCGCCGUAUAGUAUCAAACAAAUUAUUCCCGUUGACCUGGGAAUUGGCCGUAAAGGUGAAUUGGAUUCUCUGACUGCCGGUUUCUUUGAAGCUCCAACAACUGCAGCUCAUCCAAAGGAGGACCAAGAGCAAACCACGUCUCUCAAAGAGGGGAAGAUGGAGCCGGCGAAAGCAGAAGAGUUUGCGGACAGAGUUGCCAAGAAAGUAUCCACCAUGACGGCCGAGAUCGAGAAACUGAAGAAACGACAUGCGCGGAGAAUGCACAAGAUUAAUCAACUGUCGACACUGAAAGACGCCGAAGUUCGUCUUCGCGAGGCUGGAGCGAACCCCUCUGAGACUGGCACCGAAGUGUGGAGAAUGGAAGGACGAAUCGAUACCUCUAACGAAGAGGAACUUGUCGUUGACGACUUUUCUCUCCGCGUUCCGAAGCGCAAGGUGGACGAUGUUGUCAAAGACGUAGAAAAGGACUACGGCCGGUCAAUAGCCCUGGACUCCAAUAUUUCAUGCAUCGAAAAGGGUGGAUUGCUGGAAAGAAUCGAGCCCGAAUUAAAAGCAAUGGAAGACAGCCUGGGUGCCGAUACUGACAUGUUAAUGGACACUAGUCUUUUGGACCAAUUUGUUGCAUCAUCUACCUCUACACCUGGAAACAAUCAGGUUUCAUCUACUGUUGACGCUCCGGGACAAACAAGAGAUGCUGACGUUGAAAUGGGGGGCGCGACAAACACAUUAGCACAACCUGGGACCGCUGCCGGUGAGACUGGCGACUGGGUUGUUGUGGACAAUGAUAAACAGGGAGGUUCCCAAGCCCCUCCCGGUACAGACAAGCUUAUGCCAGGAAGCGCCGUUCCAGCGGCUGGCGAUGGGUCGGGAAGUGGCUUGACCCCCGGAAAUGGUAUAGAGUCGAGCAACUUUGACGAUAAUUUUACCAACAUGGACUCUGCUGGCGAUGCACUUGCCGCAUACGUCGACCAAAACGACGGUCUGGAUCUUCCUGAUUUGGAAAAUUCGGCAUUUGGAGAUGCGUUCCAUGCAUCAGACCACGAGCUCGGGCUUCAUCCAGAUGAUGACGAGAUGGCAUAA
Messenger RNA from Talaromyces rugulosus, 1998 nucleotides. RefSeq lists its product as uncharacterized. The coding region runs from base 1 to 1998 and encodes 665 amino acids. Lineage: Eukaryota; Fungi; Ascomycota; Eurotiomycetes; Eurotiales; Trichocomaceae. Gene Ontology annotation, biological process: chromatin remodeling. The transcript is spliced from 3 exons. The record is from RefSeq and is a predicted model, not a curated record.